CCUCUGAUUUCUGUCAUGUGCGUCUUCCAGGGCCGAUUGUUCACGACACGAUAGUUUAUUGAUUUUGUGAGUGUCUUGGCAGCUGCUCGCACUUUGUGCGGCUUACCGCCGGAGGUUUUCUUCGUUCAUCUGACCAGUGUUAACUUGAAAUAAGUGCAGUGUUCGCCGCUUUGGAUAACCAACGGAUGCACAUCAACAAGUGGUUAGUGUACUCUCUACAAGGGCGACAGUGCUACACGUGAAACUUCUGACUGGGUGACAGAUGAUGGGAGACAAAGCUCCAAAAAAAUUUCCACUGGCUGUGGCGUCGUCAAAUGCUUUAGCCCUUGACCUCUACAGUCGCUACGCCUACGCGCACCCGAAGGAAAACCUCUUCUUUUCUCCUCUGGGCGUUACCUCCGCCCUCUCAAUGGCACUGGCGGGAGCCCGAGAUACCACGGCAGAGCAACUCAUCCGUAUGAUGCAUAUCGAUAGGGACCUAUUUCAGACCCAGCGAGAGAUGGCAGACCUGUUCGGAUUUCUCAAGUGGGACGUCGCAGGAAUGCACAUCGCUAACGGGGUGUUUGUGCGAAACGGCUACCGUCCUUCUUUCGAUUAUUGGUCGGGGGUGCAUCGGACUCAUGGUGCAGAGCUGCAUGAAGUUGACUUUGUGGAGAACUCGGAAAUGGUGAGGAGAAGCAUCAAUACCUGGAUGAACGAUUGCUCGCGAGGACAAAUUCAAGAAAUUCUUGGUCCUGGUGCAGUGACGUCCGCGAGUCGUAUAUGUCUCGUCAACGGUGUUCACUUCCAGAGCCAGUGGCCCAAACCUUUCUUCCCGUCUGACAUUCGGCAGCACAUGUUUCAUUCAUCGUACGACGCCACUCCGGGAUUUGAGACUCCUGACGAAGAUGACGUAGCCGUGGAGAUGGUGUCACGUAUUGACACCUUUGGCUAUGUCGUCAACAAAGAUCUCUCCUUCUCAGCCGUCGAAGUUGCACAUAAGGGCGAGAAGACGUCACUGGUUAUAGUUCUGCCCAACCAGGUGCACGAUUUUUGUGUCCUCGAAGAACGAGUUAAUUUGGAAUCGCUCCUAGAUGUCACCAAGGGAAUGGUAAUGACUCCGGACGUCGAGUUGUGCCUUCCCAGACUCAAGCUCGACUUCGGAAUGGACCUGACGGACACACUUUAUUACAUGGGACUUCUUGACCUUUUUACGGAUUACGCCAAUUUGCACGGUAUGUUCGACAUGAACCCAGGACGUGCGUACCUUACGGAAUUCAUGCAUCAUGCAGUGGCGGAAAUGGCAAACGAUUCCUCAUCUGAUUCCAGCUCUGCGUUGCAUUCUCCUGCAGGCGGUGUGCCGUCGCCAAGAGGAAGCAUCAUGAAGAAGAAAGGUUCCAAGAAAAGAAGAGCGAGCGUAGUGCGCACCACGAUGCCUUUUAUUGUGAACAGGCCCUUUAUCUUUUUUGUCCUUCACCGUGAACUGCAACUUAUUCUAUAUUUGGGAACCAUCAAGAAGAUCGCAUGAAAAUCUCGGAUGAACCUUGAAAAACUUAAAUUAAUCGCAGAUAACUAUAAUAGUACUAAUGUGAUGACUGAUGAAUCUCUUCUACGUGAUUGUUCAUUCUCGCGUAGAAGAGUACACUAUUUCGUGCUAUUUUAGUUAUGUUGCCAUACUUCCUGUCCACUGUGACUAUCUUCUAACAACUCCCAUUACAGUGUUUGGGUCCAGUGCU
Molecule: messenger RNA, 1715 nt
Organism: Ornithodoros turicata
Lineage: Eukaryota; Metazoa; Arthropoda; Arachnida; Ixodida; Argasidae
Product: leukocyte elastase inhibitor-like
Exons: 6
Coding region: 263-1507 (414 amino acids)
Molecular function (GO): serine-type endopeptidase inhibitor activity
Source: RefSeq, a predicted model, not a curated record